GGAAGUGGCGGCGGCGCCGGCCUGGCCUGGCCUGGCUGAGGGGAGGCGGCGGGCGGGCGCGAUGGCGGAGGCCGGGCCACAGGCGCCGCCGCCCCCGGGCACCCCAAGUCGGCACGAGAAGAGCUUGGGACUUCUCACUACCAAGUUCGUGUCGCUUCUGCAGGAGGCCAAGGAUGGCGUGCUUGACCUCAAGCUGGCAGCUGACACUCUAGCUGUGCGCCAGAAGCGGCGGAUUUACGACAUUACCAAUGUGCUGGAAGGUAUUGGGCUGAUCGAGAAAAAAUCCAAGAAUAGCAUCCAGUGGAAGGGCGUGGGGCCUGGCUGCAAUACCCGGGAGAUUGCAGACAAGCUGAUCGAACUCAAGGCAGAGAUCGAGGAGCUGCAGCAGCGAGAGCAAGAACUGGACCAGCACAAGGUGUGGGUGCAGCAGAGCAUCCGGAACGUCACAGAGGACGUGCAGAACAGCUGUUUGGCCUACGUGACUCAUGAAGACAUCUGCAGAUGCUUUGCUGGAGACACCCUCCUGGCCAUCCGGGCCCCGUCAGGCACCAGCCUGGAGGUGCCCAUCCCAGAGGGCCUCAAUGGGCAGAAGAAGUACCAGAUUCAUUUGAAGAGUGUGAGUGGCCCCAUCGAGGUGCUGCUGGUGAACAAGGAGGCAUGGAGCUCACCACCCGUGGCAGUGCCUGUGCCACCACCUGAAGAUCUGCUACAGAGCCCACCUACUGUCUCUACCCCUUCACCUCUGCCCAAACUUGCCGUGGCCCUGCCCCAGGAUGCCUCACGCCCAAGCAGUCCCCAGGUGACCACCUCCACCUGUGUCCUCAGCAGUACCGAAGCCCAAGGGGUUGCUAGUCCAGCAGCUGAGAUCGCAGUGAGUGGCGGCCCUGGAACUGAUAGCAAGGACAGUGGUGAGCUCUGUUCACUCCCACUGGGCCCGACAGCACUGGACACCCGGCCACUGCAGUCCUCUGCUCUGCUGGACAGCAGCAGCAGUAGCAGCAGCAGCAGCAGCAGCAGCAGCAAUAGCAGUUCAUCUGGAUCCAACCCUUCUACCUCCUUUGAGCCCAUCAAGGCAGACCCCACAGGUGUUUUGGAACUCCCCAAAGAGCUAUCAGAAAUCUUUGAUCCCACACGAGAGUGCAUGAGCUCGGAGCUGCUGGAGGAACUGAUGUCCUCAGAAGGUGGGUGGCCCAGAAAGUGUUUGCCCCCCUUCUCCGCCUUUCUCCACCCCCUGGAGACCACGAUUACAUCUACAACCUGGAUGAGAGUGAAGGUGUCUGUGACCUCUUUGAUGUGCCUGUUCUCAACCUCUGACUGAUGGGGACAUGCCCUGUGUGGCUAGGACACAGACUGUCUAACCUGAGGGCUGCCUGGGGUCCUCCCUCCACCCUACUCCUACACAGCUUGAGAGCUGCAGCCUCCUGGCUUCCCCAGCCCUCCUUCACUGCACAGUUUUGGCCACAAUCCCUGCUCCUGUAUUGACACCUGUACAGUGCUGGGAGAGCAGGGGAAAGGAGCUCAGUUCUCUCCAUGGUGGAGCCAGAAUAUUUGCUUUUCUGGGGCCUUCCCUUACCUCGUGUUCUCCCCAAGCCCAGUCUCGGCUGCUACCUAAUGUCACAGAACGAGGACCCUCAUUCACUCCAUAGGGCAGCUUGUCUAACUCCACUGCCCUGUUCCUGCCAGGCCUUCCCCCUCACUUCUCCCCACCCCUUGACCCUACAGCUCCUGGACCUCUUGUGUGCCCCCCUUCUGCCAGUCCUUUAGCCCUGAGAACCUGUAGGUGGUGGUGGGGGUGGGUGCUUACAGGAAGGAAGAGAAGUCUCUGUAGCUAGGAAUCUGGGCAGGGGCAUCCCUGAGGAUUGGCCCAACCUCCUGCUGCCCCAUAGCCCACCUCGUUUAUUCAUUUAUCCUCAUUUAGAGCCAUUUGCAGAGGUUUAGAAAGAUUUGCAGUAACGAAUGGAUUCCUAUAUAAAGAUUAUUUUUAUACUUUUUGCAGCAAAAGGAAGUUGUAAUAUUUGUACAGUGUCCAAGUGAAUAAAGAUCGUGCCUAAGGCUA
Pteropus alecto (black flying fox) is the source of this 2056-nucleotide messenger RNA. RefSeq names its product E2F transcription factor 4 (gene E2F4). The transcript is spliced from 10 exons. The record is from RefSeq and is a predicted model, not a curated record. NCBI's taxonomy places the organism in Eukaryota, Metazoa, Chordata, Mammalia, Chiroptera, Pteropodidae. Gene Ontology annotation, biological process: regulation of transcription by RNA polymerase II. Gene Ontology annotation, cellular component: RNA polymerase II transcription regulator complex. The coding region runs from base 62 to 1318 and encodes 418 amino acids. Gene Ontology annotation, molecular function: protein dimerization activity; DNA-binding transcription factor activity, RNA polymerase II-specific; RNA polymerase II cis-regulatory region sequence-specific DNA binding.